Molecule: messenger RNA, 604 nt
Organism: Fundulus heteroclitus (mummichog)
Lineage: Eukaryota; Metazoa; Chordata; Actinopteri; Cyprinodontiformes; Fundulidae
Product: NLR family CARD domain-containing protein 3-like
Exons: 2
Coding region: 68-604 (178 amino acids)
Source: RefSeq, a predicted model, not a curated record
GAUCUUCCAGAAAGCAGUCUACUGCUUUGUUCAUCUGAGCAUUCAGGAGUUUCUGGCUGCAGUCUACAUGUUCCACUGCUUCACCAGCAGGAACACACAGGUGGUGGAGAACUUCCUGGGAGAUAAAUACAGUGAAACAUCUCUGGAUAGGUUCCUGAAGAGAAUCAUGGAUAAAUCCCUCAGAAGUGAAAAUGGCCACCUGGACCUGUUUGCUCGCUUUCUUCAUGGCCUCUCUGUGGAGUCCAACCAGAGACUCUUAGGAGGCCUGCUGGGUCAGACAGAGAACAGUCCAGGAACCAUCCAGAGAGUCAUCAACAACCUGAAGGAGAUGAACACUUAUGAAAUCUCUCCUGACAGAAGCAUCAACAUCUUCCACUGUCUGAUGGAGAUGAAGGACCUCUCAGUUUAUCAGGAGAUCCAACAGUUCCUGAAAUCAGAGAACAGAUCAGAGGAGCUCUCAGAGAUCCAGUGCUCAGCUCUGGCCUACAUGCUGCAGAUGUCAGAGGAGGUUCUGGAUGAGUUGGACCUGGAGAAGUACAACACAUCAGAAUCAGGACGAUGGAGACUGGUUCCAGCUGUGAGGAACUGCAGAAAGGCUCGGUGA